UUCUGCCCACCCGUUCUACCUAAGACCGAACCAGUUCUACGGCUUCCCCGAUACCUGGCUGAAAAGAAAGGCACAGCCGCAAUUUCAUUCUGCUCUGAUCUGCCAAGCGAUUUUGUUUUCCUCCUGAGGUUCUUCGACGAAAGAAAAAGGUGAGAAUGAUUCGGAAAAAAAGCCAGGUACAUUGAAAGGAUGUGUGGAAUUAUUUGUGGAUACGAGUUGAUUUACCAAGAUUAGAAAUCAUCUACAAGAUUGCUGUUUUCUUUGUGGAUUUAUGACCAGCCGGAAGUAUCAGCUGUGUCUACAGAAGGAUUUGCCCUGACCCUCGCAGCAUUCCAUACUGCCCUCUUCUGGAACAGCAAACGGUUUUUUUUUCAAUAACAGUUCAGAACACCAGAAUCAGAAUUUCGCCGGAAUUAUAUUUGAAUGAGUCAGAAUUUGUUCCGGAUUGGUUUAUUUAUUUCCCGAAGUCAAUUAAUUAUUUUGAAUAGAAUUCUUAAAAUUUUUAGUUCAAAGCGUGUUAUCGUUUGGUGAUAAAUUAAAAUAUAUAUAAAAGAAAAAAAAAAUAUUCCGAAGUAUUAAUUUUUUAAUAAACAAUUUAAAUUAAAAUUUUAUUUAUUGUUCAAAGAUAUAAUUUCUUUUUCUUGGCAAUGGCUUCCUUUUUGUGAUAUGGCUGAUUUUAAAUCCACCAGAAGAUUAGGCCCAAUAGCUUUGAAAGAAUAUUUUGCAUUUUUGGAAAAGUUGAGAAAGUUGUCUUCCUUAUUGUCAACACUGAACAACUUCGAGGCUAUAUCAAGUUGAACUUGUUUGGAAGGAUUCAACAAGUUACUACUUGAUUGUCAAAUGACAAGUUACAGAGUGAAUUAGUGAAAUAAUCGAAAGUGCGCCUUUCAAAAUUCCAUUGAGUGGAUUUAUUAUCAAUAUGGAUUAAUUACUUUUCAAAGGAGUUUUUAUUGAAAGCUGCGUUAAUAACUUCUCAAUCAUGGAGUAGCUGACAUCAUCUUCAACAUCGAACACCUGAAAUAAAGAAAGCGUAAAAAAAUGGAUGGGUUCCGCCAUCAAGGGCGGCCCGUAUAUGUCCGUCCAACCCCUGAAACGUACGCUUACCAGAAUUUGUAUGGAACUGUACGCACCAAUCCCAAUGGUAAGGUUCGGCCUCGCCUUGAUAUGGAUUCCGAGCCACCUGGUGGGAAAAGCAAAAAGAGUUUUAAUUUUUUGCCUUGGAAAAAGAACAAAAGCAAAGCAGACGAUCUCGUGCCAUCUGGAACUCUCGCCAAACAUAACAAGUAUAAAUUUGGUUCCGUCUCAGCGCUAUCUUCGGCGAGCCUUUACAAGGAUUGGGACUACUCACCCUCUUACACACCUUCAUAUUCGUCAUCUGAUCUCAAGCAUGCAUCGGUCAAAAGCGUUGGUGGGAAAGCCCGUGGACUGGUCACUACACCUUGGGAAACUUAUAAAGGCAACAAUAAUAACGAUGUUGAAAUAAGAAAUUUCAAAAACAACCGUCUUAAUAGUGGUAGUGUUCAAGACCUUGUUCUUGCCUCUAGGACUAAAGAUAUUUCAAUAAAUCCUGCUCCAGCGCCAAUGUGCAAAUGCCAGAAAAAGAAAUCUGGGCCAUUUGGCACACUUAAUUUCAACUCUCUGAAACCUUCUAAAUGUAAUUGUGGAUUUUCCAGUGUGAGAUCCACACGUGGAUUCGCGCCGCCACCUCCACCGAGGCGGAGGUCUAUUUUGCCUGAAAAAGUAGAUUUGUAUGCAGUUCAUGAGGAUCAAGUGCAAGUGGAACCCAACAUUAUUGGUAAUCGCCCGAAGCAUGAAAACAUAUACGAUACUCUUAGUAGGCAUGGAAAAUAUAGGGCACCUGCACCUCCAAUAAAUUAUUCUUCUAAACGUACGUCACCACAAGAAAAAUUGAAUAAAUCUAUAGAGAAAAUAAGGAAAGAUCCUUACAGUUCUGUAGCUUCCAGAAAAUCAAUUCUCGAAUGCGAUGUGACGGCGUAUGAUUUGGUGAAGAGUUAUUUGAAAUCAGAAGAAGCAACUGCCGUUGUGGAUAGUGAUAUUGAUGAUGACUUGAGUGAUAAUGUAAUUGAAAAUAAAGAUAAAAACGUUGGAAACUCUAAAAAUUUGCAAUUGUCGGAGAAGUCUGACUUUUCAAGUGUGAUAGAUAAAUCGUAUAAGCCAACUGUAAAUAAAUCUCCGAGUCCUGUUAGUUCAGAGAGUGAAAGUGGUAUCUAUUCCCAAAAUUCGAGUAUUCGAAUUGGUGGUCACGGAAUGAAAGUCUUCGGUCCCUCAGAAGGUAACACCUCACCGCAAACUCCAUCUAUUUAUUCAGAAGGAUCUAAAACUAAUUCUGUUGAUUCCCGGACCAGUAGUUGGAGUACCAGUUCCUUGUCAGAUGAUGGAAUAUAUUCCUUACCAGAACCUGACUAUGAUGAUGAAGGUGGUCAUAACGACAGAGAUUCUGUGCUGAGGUUUGAAGACAGGACUUACUCUCGUGCAUCUUCCGCUUCUCCUAGUCUUCGGAAGUAUCCCAGUGGAGGGUAUCUAGAUAGGACCGAUGCUUCUUCUCGGAAUUCUUCAAGAAUAGAGGAAUACGACUCUCCUAAAUUCUCAACAAUCCGAAAAGCAACUUCCAUGUUAUCACUUGGAUCUGGUUCUGGUGGAACUCUCAGGGCGAGAGUCAGUCCUCCCAGCAUUCCAGAAGUCCCGUCUUCUGCCCCACCCCCGCCUCCACCACCUCCUCCUCCGCCACCAAACUUUUCAUCGAAGCAAUUGAUUCUUCCUUCAAAGGAAUCAAAUUCACAAGUUGCUGAUGAUACCAAGAAGCAAACAGCUACUAAGAAAAUUCCAGCCAAUAGUUUUAGUUCUUCUAUAGCAAGCGAACUGUCAGAAAAACUGAAAAGCAAUCAGCCCAUUUUGAAAAAGAAGGAAGUGAAGCCCAAACAACCUAUGGUAGUGAACUCCCACAACCCUUAUGCGGAGGUCAAAUCCAUCCUGAAGAAAACUGGUGAACGACUAAGCCCGUCUGGUAAUGGGGGUGGUGCUACAGAUUCUGAUGCAAGCACUUCUGCCAAACCCGUGCUGGCUGGUCUUCAGAAGAAAAGGGUUCAGUUCAAGUCCCUCAGCAACGAAUCCCUGGCCAUAGAACAUAUAAAGGAAAAGGCUCUCUCCUCUUCGGAUGAAGAGUGGGAAGAGGCCAGGGAGAAUUUCUCAAACGAAUCCUCCCCUAACCAUCAAAAAAUUUCAACCGAAUCAAGUAAGAACAAUGAUGGCUUUCAGACAGUAGAAGAAUUUCUGAAGAACAAGCAAGAGGUAAAUUCUGCUGAUGAUAAAAUGGAACAAAAAUCAGGAAAAGGAGAGAAAAUAGAUUCUAAAAAUUCUUCCAAAGUACCAACGAUACUCAGACCGUCUCAACCUCCACCUCCUCCGCCCAACAUUCGGAGGGGUAACUCGAAAGGGCCGCCUCCGCCGAGGCCGCUGAGUUCUGCUCCUAAAAGCUUCUCGCAUUGUGAUCUCCGGGUGGCAACAAGCACCAGAAAUACCCCCAAAGACCAAGGUCGCUUACCAGGACUUGUUAAAAUUACUUCAAGGCCAGGCCAACAAGCUCCUAUCCUCAGCAAUGGUAACAGCACCAGGCCAAAAAGAGUUCCCAUUCCUCCUAACCGAAAUAGUACAGAUACAUUUGGUUCAACAAAAUCUGAAAGUUCUUCAAUCCUUCCAAAAAACGGGGUGUCUUCCCCCGCCGCUAGUCUCGAGGCCACCACCUCUCCGCGGGGGAAGUCUGACCUUGGUGACCAAUCACCUCUACAAAACCAAUCUUUCGCUCAUCAUGAUGAUGGUGAUACUUCUUUAAGCAACUAUGAUGAAAAUAUCUCUUCGAUGUCAACAGAUGGCGCCACCAUUUCUGAUUUCAGUUCACUGGCAGUAAACGAUGCUGUUGGAAAUGAAAAUCUUAGAACUAUAGUUGAUGCAUCAAGUGAAAAUGGAUUUAUUUCCGAAAAACGCAGUAACAUCGCAACAGAUGACCCAGAUGAUGAUUCAUCAGAAUCGUCGUAUAUGUCUCUUCCCAGCGAUAAAGAUUCUGGUAGUACUACAACUUAUGAUCCAUUGAAUUCGCCUUGCAAAGGGAAUAAAAAAUCCUUUGAUGCUCAAACUACAGAAAUGUCUCGUCAACUGGCAAGAAAUUUUCAUCAGCCAGAGGGGGAUUCAAAAAUUUUAACUUGUACAGUAAUAAAUCAAGAAAGUAGAUUUGAUGGCAGUUCCGAAGUUAAAGAAUCUGGUCAUCUUACUGAAUCUGUCAUUGAAGGAAUCGAAACGAAUCUAGAUACUUCUAGUUCUCACAAUGGCGAAGAUAGAAAGACUCCUGAUUCGUUAUCCUCGGAUGAAGAGCCACCACCUCCGACCGAAAUCGAGGGACCCUUGUAUAGCAACCUUCUUUACGUUCCUCGCAAAUCUCCAUCACCUCCCCCGCUUCCUACCACUCUCCCUCCUCUUCCCCCAAAGAGGCGAACCCUUGGAAAUAUUGUCCAAAUCGGGACUCCAGCACCUUUACCGUACAUAUCGAACGAGUCUGAUGAUGAUAGUUUGUACGACGUUCUUCCUGCCCAUACUGCGCCAAAAGCAGUCUAUGGGGAUGCUCAGAGUAUCUACGAAAGCAGACGAUAUAGUGACACUGGAGCCACGGUGGUUACUAUCCCGUGUGGUGCAAGCGACGUAGCCUCGGAACACAUCUAUUGUUCUGUAGGAUCCGACGGAAUCUAUGAGGAAUUGACAAAUAAUAAGGAUUCCAGAGAAAUUAUUGUUUCCACUAAUCCAUUCGGCACCCAUAGGAGGUCUUUCUUUGAGGGAGCCUCUAAGGCAGAAAUCCUCAAGUUCUUGGAAGGUGCAAAGCAGAGAGUCGUCGAUCACUUAGUCGAAGAUGACAUCUUGGACGACGACGAUGAAGAUAUUCCGCACACUAAAAAUGCAAGGAAUAAUCCUAUCCGUAUCAGCAAUAUCAGCAGCUCCAGUGAUUCUAGUACAAUCAGCAGCAAUAGCAGCGUCAGUAGAGACGGCAGUUCUGGAGAUGAAAUAUCUCGUCUCAAGAAUGACAGACAUAUGGGUAAUUCCGAAGUAGAACGGGCCGAUAGUGGCGUCGGGAGUGAAACGAGCAAGCCUGCCGUUUCCAGACGAGCCAAGCCUGACGUCGAAGAGCUGUGCGCUGAUUGUGAUCAGCAGCUGGAGUCUGACAUUGUCGAUCAGAUAAACUGCUGCCCUCUAGUGUGUAAAAAGUGCGAUAAAAAGAGAUCCGAAAGAAAAGAAAUCGUCACGGAAAUAGUGGAGACGGAAUUUAAGUAUGGGAAGGAUCUUAUGAUAAUCAAAGAGGAAUUCAAAGCUCCUAUGGAAGUAGCUGGUCUCCUGACCAAAGAGCAAUUGAAUGGAGUUUUCUUGAAUCUGGAAGAGCUCAUUGUGGUGAAUGCUCAAUUCUCUGAAAAGUUGAAGGAUGCCACUGAUAUUGCUGUCGAACAAGGAGAUGAGGAUUACACCAAUGUAAAUAUCGGGAAGCUGUUCUUGGAAACAACAAGCAUGCUGAAAGCAUUUGAAGUAUACUGCAUACGUCAGGGUUCUGCGUCAGUUUUGCUGACGAAUUUGGAAAAGGAGAAGGAGCUUCUGCGGAUUUUCCUGCGUGUCUCACAAAUGGAGAAUACCCUCCUUCGGAGGAUGAAUCUCUCCGCAUUCCUCAUGGUCCCGGUGCAAAGGGUUACCAAGUAUCCUCUGUUGCUGAACAGAUUGUACAAGGUGACACCAUACCACCACAAAGACCGAGAGGCGCUGAGGGAAGCUCAACUCAAGAUUGAGUUACAUCUCGAGCAUAUCAAUCAGCAAACAAAAGGAAUAUCUGGUACCAAAAUUUGGAGAAGGAUAUCCAACAUAUCUGCUACUCACAGAAGGUCAACAAACAUAUCCGACAUCGGAAGCAUACAACUGAGAAAGAUGGCAAUGGAAGUACUUGAAUGGAGUAAAGAGGAUAUUCGAUUUGUGAUGGCAGGAAAGCUGUCGUUCAGUGGAGCCGUAGAUUUCACCAAAUCGAGAAGAGGGCGCGCCAUCAAGUUCACCCCCAGCCAUGCUAUUCUCGCCACGAGGGGACGCCCCAACGCCCUUUACAGGCCAGAUCUCAUCAACGACACCCCUCUGUUUCCCAGAGAUUCGGGCAUAGAGGACGCCACCUUGCUGCUCGUCAAAGAGAAAAAUGGACGCUAUAGCCUCGCAAGGGAUCCUCUUCACCUGGGGUCAUGCAUCAUCAGCGCUGAACUCGAAGACGAAGACAUCAUCGAAAUUCAGGAGUACACGACGAAAGAAUCCAUUUUCCUCAAAGCGGAAUGCCAUUCGGACACUAUGGAAUGGCUGAAGCAGCUGAGGUAUCAUGCCAAGGACCUGGGGGCGUGGAAAAGGAGAAGAAACGCCCUCGCCAAUAUCAUGAUCAAUGGCAUGAUCAGGCAGCAAUAAGAAGGGACAAUAAUUGGUUAAUACGAUUAGAUGGUAGAACCAAAACAAUGAGAAAGAAAAGUGUCUGAGAAAUAGCUAUUGAAAGAGCAUAACUUACAAAAUUUGUUAUAAAUAUCCUUUAAAAUUAUUUAUGAAAUUUAAUAUAUUCAUUUUGCAAACUGUUCGAGUAGCCUAGCCUUAUCAUCAAUAUAAUAACCAAAAUGUGAAAUUAUCUAUAUAAUGGAAAUUUUCUAAAUUUAUAAUUUGAAAGCCAGAUAUUUAUUUUUAGUACAGUGUCCAAUUCGGUUGAGCUGAUCCAAAGAUAAAAUGUUUCAUGAUUAGCAACAAUUAUGAACUAUGCGUCAGCAACAUUUAUGCAUAAUUCUGAAGGAAGAAGAUUUUUCCACAUACCAUCAGUCUAAUUACUUAUUUAUAUUAUGCAAUAUGCGUUUUUGCGAUGACUUCAAAUAAGUUAAGAAUAUAUUUUCAUGAGAGGAUAUUGGUUUCUUAGGAAUCUAUGCAUAAAAUAUGUCUUUUUUGCAACGUAUAAAAUAUAAUUGCUGUUGAAAAUUUUCAACUUUAAUUUAAGAGAAGUAAUUUACAUGUCAAGUUUAUAAUGUCUUUAAAUGAUAAAGGUUUCUCAAAGAGAAAAUGAGGUUUUCAUUUAAAAGAUACUAAACAACAUGGGGUUGAAGAAAAACAAAUUAUUUUAAUAAUGUGCCUGGAAAUAGGAUUUUUGGUUCUGUCACUUUCGAAUACGAUUUCCGACUGCCUUUAACUCCCAUUCAUCGCUUCAUCUGUAAAUAGUUCAUCAAAAAUCUUAUUUUUAAAUCCACGAACCUCUGUGAGGCAUGAUCCUAAUGUUUUUAGAUAGUGCAAUCUAACUUCAUCUCUGGCGAAAACAACUUAAGCUAGUAAGGUAAUUUAGUUUAAUCUUGUUUGGCAAUUUUGCGCGACUUUUUACUCCAAUAAAUAAUGUACUAUUGAAUAAUGGUUGUGGGAAUUCUGCCCUUUUUUUUAAUGUCUUGAUUCGUCAAAAACACUGUCCCAUCUCUAAGAUUUAUAUAUGACGCUGUAACUGUAACUGAAAAGGCAUCUCUAGGUGUCCAUUAAUGCGUUUGUGUUUAUAAAAGUGGAUUAUUUUUUAAUGAAUAUAUGAAAUGUCGAAAGGGAAGAUUAUCGUUUCAUAAUCAUUGCUACUUUGAUGCUGAAUUUUGAAAAUUUUGUAAUAUUAAACAAAACAUCUGCUAGAGAUUGUUUUCAACUUGUUCAACAAUUCAAAAAAUAAUAUCAAAUUAGCAGUGAUUUGUUAUAAUAAUCUUCCUUUUUUUUCUUAGAAAUGUCGAUUCAUAAGCAAUAAAUUUCACUUUUGUUUUCAUGGAUAUUUAGAUAUUUAAGAAUGUAUAGUCGUUGUAUUUCCAUGAACCAUGUUACGUUACAGCUGUCAGGGGAAUACUAUUUCAAAAAUGUUGUAUGUAUCCGACUGAAAUUUCGUCACAUCUAGUCUGUAAUUUUUUACCGACGAAAUUGCAGAAGACGGAAACUGUCAUUUCAAAACUCCCAGUGUAUAAUUUUUAGCUUAAAAUAAAAACUGCUAACAGUU
This is a messenger RNA of Argiope bruennichi, 8065 nucleotides long. RefSeq lists its product as uncharacterized. Gene Ontology annotation, biological process: positive regulation of Rho protein signal transduction. The transcript is spliced from 16 exons. The coding region runs from base 1039 to 6483 and encodes 1814 amino acids. Gene Ontology annotation, molecular function: guanyl-nucleotide exchange factor activity. NCBI's taxonomy places the organism in Eukaryota, Metazoa, Arthropoda, Arachnida, Araneae, Araneidae. The record is from RefSeq and is a predicted model, not a curated record.